UGCCAGGUCAUCUGCGUUACGAUCUCUAUCGCCAUACUAUAGGCCUGAGACCCCGCUUUUGAGCCGCGUCACAUGUCCAGAUGCACUCAAUGUCGGGGUAUAUAGUUGGUAUUGCGACGGCGUACGAGCCUGACUUCGUGACGCUCCGAUGGGUUUCACAACGUGGGAAUUCGACCAAGUUCGCAAGACCUACUACUACUACGACCCAGAUAGCAACACUUGUGUGUAUGCAGACGACACCGGCGUCCCACCACCUGAAACAAGUCAUACACCUACGGCUGCCGUCGUGCCGACGUCAAAUCAUGGCCGAGUCGAUUCCACGAUAUUACCAGCUGCAACAGGCAUUGUACCAAGUGAUACGGAGAGACUCCAAAAGGUGGCACGCAAUGUAGAGGUGCUAAAUGCUCAAACAACGCCUGCGGACCUGCAGCAGUUCAACAUAACACCACGCUUCAGACUCAGGGAAACACCGGGAGAGGCCGAGGGGCUUGACGAGAGCUUUUGCAUUCGGAGACCUGGUUACAAAUACUUCAAGAAAGGAGUGAUUUUCAGGGUUUUAUGGCCAGAACUUGCCGGCGAUGUACAUCAAAAUAUGACUAUUGCCACCACACCGCGCUUUCCAAACGAGAACAUAUUUUGUAAGAUCAGGUGGUUUGUUGUGGUGCGCGAAGGUCAUGACUGUAGUACCUGCCUAUCAAUACAAACCUACGGAAAUAGAGGUGUGCCUCAAAACAAGGAGAAAUACCACCAUGCCAUAAUGUUCACUGGAAAUCAGCCACCGCAGCCGUUGCCUUCGGAGCAGCCUCGUAUCGGAGAGUUAGGCAUGGGUACUCCGAUCCACGUUGAGGCAAGUCGACCUUAUAACAGGAUGGAUCCGCUCUCCCGAGUAAAUUUCGUCAAGGUCUAUACUAUCGAACACAACGUGAAGGUCGAAGACUUUGGCAGGGUUAACCCACUCUGGGAACAUACAUUUCUGUCUCAAUUCUACGCCCACUGGGGAAUUCCAUUCCACAUGGGCUUGCCACCGGCUACUCGAGGGCCGCAGUACAAUCACAACUAAGCCCAUUUUUUCACGGUAACAUAUACUCAGCCACAUACAUAUAAUUCGGUUGCACCGGUCACAACUGAAACUCCUUGGUAACCAUCACGAUUGGAACCCGAAUACAGUUCUUACCAUCUCGAUAUGAACCUCGAUGUGUUCAACAGCGACCAAACGAUUGGACUAAACGAGAUCAUGGAGAGUUCUGUGUAUAUUUUCGACAAAGUAAUGUUUAUUCCUCUCUUGAUGGACUUCCGUUCUUCAUUAUUUCAGGUCUCAACUUGGGAUGCAUGGUUCUUCAUCGCGAGCAUUGACGAACCCACCAUAGUCGAAUUCAGGAAUGGCGUUUUGUACGCUAGUCUUAUGGUUACUUGACAUCUAUGUCAGAUACGCCACACUUGAUGUAUCUAACGGGCUUUUCAUUUACGCUCUUCGACAUGUCAUAUGUGAUAAUGAAAGACAUGUUCAUGUGACUGAGUACCUGUCUCUGCAUUGGCUAGC
This is a messenger RNA of Dothidotthia symphoricarpi CBS 119687, 1540 nucleotides long. RefSeq lists its product as uncharacterized. The coding region runs from base 149 to 1060 and encodes 303 amino acids. The transcript has 4 exons. The record is from RefSeq and is a predicted model, not a curated record. Lineage: Eukaryota; Fungi; Ascomycota; Dothideomycetes; Pleosporales; Dothidotthiaceae.